AUGAUCCUGAGGGGGCCUGGCGGGCCUGGCGAAAAGGGGAGAGGCCUUCUGUAUCAGCCCCACGCAGCCGGCGACGGGUUGUUGGUGGAUGUACACACUUCUUCGUCCUUUCGCACCUCAGCUCCUGAUCUUGCUGCUUUGUUUGUCUGCGUACCACUACGAGUGCUGCUCCGGCGCACCGUCUUCCUUUCGUUCACUACUCGAAAACAAGACCUUUCGUCUGAUCUCAUUCGCUUCGCGCUCUUCAAAAUGUCCUGGACACUCCCCCUGGGUGCAGUGUCCAACCUGUCCGAUUUCAGCGCCCGCCUGUUCCCCAGCGACAAUCACUUUCAAUACACCACAGACUCAUACUCCGACCUGUGGCCAUGGCGCUCCUACAGAACGUCCCCUCACACGCCCCCGCACAUGAACAUCACGCGAUACGACGACAAGCUGGCGGACGGCUAUAUCUUCUUGACUCCAUACGAUGACAAGGCGAAAGAUGGUGUACAUGAGGAAGGGACGGGGUUUGUGAUGACGACCGACGGGGAUCUAGUCUUCACGCCCCCGUCCAAUUUUGACGGCUACUGCGAGGACUGGUUAAGCGGCAUGACCGAUCUUCGGACGCAGGAGUAUCGGGGAAAGAAAUACCUCACCUACUGGAACGGCUGUAACACACACGGCGCGCACUGGGGCCACAGAUGGGGCAGAGUGACCUUUAUCGAUCAGGACUAUAACAACUUCACUAUCAACCCCGAUUUGAAGAUCAACUCGCUCGAUAAUGCCAACAAGGGCCAGAUCGAUGUGCACGAGCACCACAUGACUGACGACGAUACUAUGGUCGUCUCGUCUUACAACAAUACACCAUACGAUCUUUCACCGCUCGGUGGCCCUCGUGACUCCUGGGUAGUCGACAGCUGCUUCUUUGAGGUCGACAUUGAAACCGACGAGGUGGUGUUCUCUUGGAGCGCGCUGGACCAUGUGCCGCUCAAGAACUCGCGACUGGGGGCUCACAACCCGCACGGUACCAAGAACAACCCCUACGAUUGGUUCCACAUAAACGCGGUGCAGAAGAUUGGCAAGAACUAUCUUAUCAGCUCACGGCAUCACUAUGCAGCUUACUUCAUCAGCGGCGAGGAUGGCAGCGUGCUAUGGAAGCUGGACGGCGAGAAUGGCGGUGAUUUUGGUUCCAUCCCUGCCAACUUCCGCGUGCAGCACCAUGUUCGCGCCCAGAACAUUUCAGAUGAUGGUAUGACGAUCACCAUGUUCAACAAUCACGGGCGACGGCCGACACAGGCUCUGGGCUUCUGGGUACCUCUGCCACCUGAUCGGAAGAACCCGCCUGUCUUGGUCCGCAGACUCGAGGACCCCAAGCAUCCAUUACACGCCGCAACGCAAGGCUCGUUCCAAAUGGACCUUGGCAACGGUAAUGCUUUCGUGGGAUACGGCAAGCUGCCCCUAGCUCGAGAGUUUGGCCCAGUCAAGGAUGGGGAAGUGAACAGCAAGCUCUUAUGGGAGGGAAGGUUUGGCUACAACGGGGCAGCGAUGAGCUAUCGAGGAUUCAAGAUGCCCUGGCACGCUACUCCCAAGGACUGGGACCCGGUGGUGCUCGUCGAGAAGACACGGCUGCAGAGAAAGAACUUCCUGAAGGUGUUUGUCAGCUGGAACGGAGCGACGGACGUCGGGUCGUGGGCGGUCUUCACCGGCGACGGUGAUGCGGACAUGAAGUCGGUCGGUGUUGCGAAGAAGCGAGGCUUUGAGACGGUGUUUCAUGUGGACGAGGCUGCGUGCGUGCAGGUUGGUGCGAUCCGAAACGGCGAGAUCAUCCGUGGGUCCAACAUCGCCUGCGUCAACCCCGACGACGUUUACCAUGGUGAUCUGGAAGAUGCGGGCACGGACUCGGGCGAGCUGGCUCAACCCAACCUACAAUCCAGUGAAGAUGACAAGAGCGAUGCACAUAUGAUCUCAGAGGUGGACGAGCUGCAAUCCGAGAAGGAGCAGCUCGAGACGGAGAAGCAGGAUCUAGAAUCCGAGAAGCAGGACUUGCAGGCGGAGACGGAGCAGUUGCAAGCGCAGAUGGACAAGAUGGAAGACCAGCUGGAAGACAUGGAGUCCGGAGCUUGGUUCUCUUACCGCCUGUUCGCAGAGGUGGCCUGUGGUGUCGUCGCCAUCGUGGCCGUCACCUGGGCAUACAUCCUCUGGCGGGAACGGCGGCACGCAAGCUUCCAAGAGGACAAGUACGACUCUGGCUUCAGCUUGGGAGCGUUCGGCGUCGGCCGUAAGCGUCACCGAACCCCUGAUAUCAGGAUCCACCAUGCGUCCCAGACUUCUGUGGAUGAAGCACAGCUCAAGGGCGCGGAUCGAGAUGCGUUUGGACUGGACGAUGAGGAUGACGAAGACCAUGGAAAUGCAUACGGCAAGACGUCGCCGAGGACGCCAUUCUUACGGCAGACGACUGAUCGAUAA
Molecule: messenger RNA, 2445 nt
Organism: Saxophila tyrrhenica
Lineage: Eukaryota; Fungi; Ascomycota; Dothideomycetes; Mycosphaerellales; Extremaceae
Exons: 2
Coding region: 1-2445 (814 amino acids)
Source: RefSeq, a predicted model, not a curated record